AUGUCGCAAUCCGGCACACUGCAGCUUGCCAUGGACAACAAUGGAGCCACUCCACAGUCCACACCACCCAUGCACCCUGAGCUUCUCAUGGCGGCAUGCCAUGGCUGGCAUGGGCAACUGACGAGCCUUCUCAACGGGGAAGAUCAUCAAGCCGUACCAAUCGAGCACCGUCGACCUAGCAACUUGGCCGCCGAUGCAUCUCAAGCAGCAGUGUUCGUUGAGAUCGAUAUCCAUCGCAGCAACAUGAUGAGCCCACCAUUGCCGACGACGACGACGUCGCUUCUCCUCCAAGGCGUCACUUCAGACGGGGACUCCGCACUCCAUGUGGUAGCAGCCGCCGGAGACGACGACAGGCACCUGCGAAGCGCCAUGGUGAUCUACAGCAAGGCCAGGCACCUCUUGGAGGCACGCAACAAGAGGAGGAGCACGCCGUUGCACGUUGCCGUCAGGGCGGGCAACGUCGACAUGCUCGCUCUUCUUAUCCGCUUGGCCGGAGAAGAGGAAGGCGGGGAAGACAGGAGGAGGGCACUCCUGAGGAUGGAGAACGGCGUUGGGGAGACGGCCCUGCACGAGGCGGUCCGCGGGGACGACAUGCGGGCGGUGGCCGUGCUGAUGACGGCGGACCCGUGCCUGGCUCGUGUCCCGGACGCCGGCGUCUCGCCGCUGUACCUGGCCGUCGCUCUACGCCGGUACGCCAUCGUACGGGACUUGCACGCGAGGGACAACCAGCUGUCCUACGCUGGACCGGCUGGACAAAAUGCCUUGCAUGCCGCGGUCUUUCAAAGCAAAGGUGCAUACACAAAUUUUAACUAA
This is a messenger RNA of Miscanthus lutarioriparius, 813 nucleotides long. The record is from the annotation of a GenBank genome assembly. NCBI's taxonomy places the organism in Eukaryota, Viridiplantae, Streptophyta, Magnoliopsida, Poales, Poaceae.